Molecule: messenger RNA, 1548 nt
Organism: Rotaria socialis
Lineage: Eukaryota; Metazoa; Rotifera; Eurotatoria; Philodinida; Philodinidae
Source: the annotation of a GenBank genome assembly
AUGUUUACUCUUGGGCAGUAUAUUUAUAUAUACUAUUUAUCAAAAUAUCCAUUUCUACCGUAUCCAAUUCAAAAUUCAACAACGGUUGCUGUUCGAUCAUAUUUUCAAAAAAUAAAUAAUAAUUUCCCAGAUAAAUGUUCGCAGAGUGGUAUUGUCUUAAAUCGCGGUGCUCAAUCAUGGGCACAGCAACGAUCCGCUGAUCUAUUCUUUUGGACUAAUCUAUCAAGUUGUUUUCCUAUUAUUAUAAUGACCUAUAUUCUUGGAAUAUACACUCCAAAAUUAGGCAGACGAUUUGUUCUUAUAAUUCCUAUUAUAGGAGCUGCUUGUCAAUUAGCUAUUUGGCUAGCAAUUAUUUAUUUUCAUCUACCAGAAUAUUGGUGGUAUAUAGCUGCAUUUAUCGUUGGUUUAUCAGGUUCUGAUAAUAUUCGAAAUUUCGUUCUCAAUUUAUUUAUCACUGACAAUACUGGUGAACAUGAGCGUUCAUCGCAUUUUGUUGUUUUUGGUGCAAUGUCAAUGAUAGUUUCAGCCGUAGGAACAUUUAUUAUUGGUUAUUACAUAGCAUGGAAUGGUUUCACUGAUUUGUAUUGGAUAGCAUUAAUAUUACAAUUAGUUUCAAUUUUUGUUGUUAUAUUCUGUUUGAAGCCUGAUAAACAUCAUUAUAAAAGUCUAUUAAGUGAUUCAAAUACGUUACUGAAUUCAACCGAUAUACAAAUAUCUAAACUACAUUAUAUUUCUUGUUUAGAUUUUUUUAAAUUGCUUGGAUUUAAAACACAUUCCCGUAAAAAAUCAAUUAGUCUUUUACUAAUACUUGCUGCAUAUGCAUCCUAUUCAUUUAUUUGUACAACUUUUAUUGUAAUUCUUCUAUAUCUUCUCAAUGCUCCGUUUUGUUGGACAUCAAAACAUAUUGGAAAUUAUUCAGCAGUAGCAUUAAUUUCAUUUGGUACUUUUAGUGUAUUAGGAAUGAAAAUUUUAACAAAGAUCGGCGCUUGUGAUAUAGUUAUUUGCAUAAUUAGCCAUAUAUUCUUUUGUCUGGCGUCAUUUUGGCUUGCCUUUGCCCAAUAUGAUUGGCAAAUGUAUAUUGGAUUAAUACUUACGUCAUUUUCGGGUUAUCAAAAUUUAUUAACAUUGUCAAUGAUAUCAAAAUGGUUAGAACCACAUGAACGAACCAAUGUAUUUACAUUAGUAACAGAAAUCAAUACAAUUAUGAAAGUAGUCGGCUAUUGUUUCUUCAAUUGGGUUUAUGCACGGACUGUAGUUAAUUAUAAAAAUUUUACAUUUUUACUUGCGUCAUUUUUGAGUAUGAUUCCACUUAUGUUGAAUAUAAUUUUAUGGUUUGUUUCAAGAAAAAUGCCAAAUGAAGAUAAUGAUCGAUGUGAGGAACUCGAUUUAACAUCAACGGAUAUUUCAGUGUCUGGCGGUUGGACAACACAAAUUCCUGUUACCAAUUCAAUUUUAAUUCCACAACAAUUAUCGAAUCUUUCACGUACGAAUUCAUUAUCAUCCAAUGAUUACGAAAUGAAAAAUAUUGAUCAUACUGAUACCCUUUAA